CGCCCCCCCCCCCCCCCCCCCCCAUUCCGGAGUCGCACAAACCCAACGGCAUUCCCUCCUAUCGAAUUAAAAAUAUCCCAGGAGGCUUUUCUGCAUUCCUCCCGCUCCCCGUUCACGUACGUCCUCCGUCGCCGCCGGAGAUGUUGCCGUACGAAACGAUCGCCGCGGCGGAGGCGGCGUUGGGGCGCAACCUCACCGCCUCCGAGGCCCUCUGGUUCCGCUACUCCGCCCGGAUGCCUGACUUCCUCCUCUACUACCACAACAUCCUUUUCCUCUUCAUCAUUUUCACUCUCGUUCCCCUCCCCCUCGCCCUCCUCGAGCUCCGCCUCCCCUCCGUUCUUGUCCCCUACAAGCUCCAGCCUAAGGUCCACCUCCCUGCGUCCUCCUUCUUCCAGUGCUACAAAGACGUCAUGCGCGCCUUCCUCCUCGUCGUCGGGUCCCUCAUGAUCAUCUCCUACCCUUCCGUCAAGCUUGUGGGGAUACGGACGGGGUUGCCGCUGCCGUCGGCGGGGGAGAUGGCGGCGCAGCUGGCGGUGUACUUCUUGAUCGAAGACUACACAAACUACUGGAUCCAUCGGCUGCUGCACGGGCGGUGGGGGUACGAGAAGAUCCACCGCGUCCACCACGAGUUCACGGCCCCGAUCGGGUUCGCCGCGCCUUACGCUCACUGGGCGGAGGUCCUCAUCCUCGGUAUCCCCUCCUUCAUGGGCCCCGCCAUCGCCCCGGGCCACAUGAUCACCCUGUGGCUCUGGAUGGCCCUCCGCCACGUCGAGGCUAUCGAGACCCACAGCGGCUAUGAUUUCCCUCUAAGUCCCACAAAAUAUAUCCCAUUUUAUGGAGGGGCUGAGUACCAUGAUUAUCAUCACUAUGUAGGAGGCCAGAGCCAAAGUAACUUUGCUUCUGUCUUUACCUACUGUGACUACAUAUAUGGAACUGACAAGGGUUACAGAUAUCAUAAGGCGCACCUUUCAAAGGUGAUUUAUUUUCAGUUGUCUGGAAAAAAAUCGUGCACUGAGACUUUAAAAUUCCAGUUAAGGAAGCAAAGGGGAGCAGAUGGUGAAAAUAGAGAAGCAAAUGGCUGGAAUUAUAAUGAGAAGUUCGAGUAGGAUUAGAUCUUAAAGCCCCUGUGCCUCAAAAAUUUGUAUGCUUAUUGGUGUGACUAGUGAGCUUCAGCUACUUUGCGCCAAAUUCAGGUCAUCAUUCAUUGGUGGGCCAUACGAAAGGCAGUCUUUAAGCAUCGCUCAUCUGAUUUUUGGCGCUGCAAUGGUUUUAGAGGAUGUUUCUGUUUCUUCUAGGCAGUCUUUAGGUAUAGUCGUCUGUCUCCUUGCUUUUCUAUUGAUGCUGUGUUUUUAGUUACUAGACUGCUUACAAAAAGAACAUCCGGUCUCCUUGCUUUUCUAUUGAUGCUGUGUUUUUAGUUACUAGACUGCUUACAAAAAGAACAUCCGGCGAUGGUAUUUUGUUCAAGUGCCAAUUUGUUUUUUUUUUUUUUUUAACACGAGUUUUUAGUACUGUUUCCUUAUGUUGGUAAGCUGUCUUCCUCCUUUUAAUCAGACAGUCGUUGUAAUGAAAGUUUUUAGUACUGUUUCCUCA
This is a messenger RNA of Phoenix dactylifera (date palm), 1593 nucleotides long. The record is from RefSeq and is a predicted model, not a curated record. NCBI's taxonomy places the organism in Eukaryota, Viridiplantae, Streptophyta, Magnoliopsida, Arecales, Arecaceae.